Molecule: messenger RNA, 1986 nt
Organism: Pleuronectes platessa (European plaice)
Lineage: Eukaryota; Metazoa; Chordata; Actinopteri; Pleuronectiformes; Pleuronectidae
Exons: 3
Coding region: 1-1986 (661 amino acids)
Source: RefSeq, a predicted model, not a curated record
AUGUCUCUUCCCAUCUCCGAUUCCGAGGAAGAGUUUCAGUCCUCAGAGGGAGACGUCGGAUGCAUCCCCGACACCCAGGCUCACUCUGCCGAGGUCCAAUCCGACAUCGAUUCGGAUACCCAACAUCAGCACCGAAGCACCCGCGUCACCCACAAACGUCUCGCCGGGUGGCCCAUUCACCGUAUCCUGGAAGCGCUGUAUGCUAAAAAAAUCUCAGCCCCAGCUGGCCUCAACCAUGAGGAGCUCUUCGAGUUUCUCUCGAGUCACGAUAACCCAGAUGAUGAGGCACACCGCAGCUCACGCGCCGCCAAUCCAGCCAGCGCUCCUCCAAAAAGCAAAGGCAAAGCUCCGGCAAAGAAGCGCAGUGCUCCACCAGACGCUCUGAGACCCGCGGACAAUUAUACACCAUCAAAAAAGCAGAAGCGACCAGGACAAGGACCAUCCAUCGAAGCAACCAUCCUUUCCACGCUACAAGAUAUGAAAUCGUCUUUAAACGUCAUGAAUACAAGAAUUCAAACUUUGGAAUCAAACGCCACCUUCCCCAUGGCCAAUGAGGCUCCGGCCCGCAAAAGAGGGGAAAUAAACAUGAAGCAUCCAUCGACUCCUGUGAAUGUCCCUGCUCUCUCUUUGGCUCUGUCAAAACACCCGUGUGGAAGUUUUGUUAAUUACCUCAUCACCGGCUUGGUCCAAGGUUUUUUAGCAGGUUUAUGCUGGCUCCCAAAAGUGACCCAUGUAUGUAAAAACUUGCAGUCUGCAUGUAAAGAGCCAGAAGUGGUCGAUGAACUCCUAUCAAAAGAAGUAAAAAAAGGAUACAUGAUAGGUCCACUGUCAAAACUCCACUUUCCCAUCUUCAGAGUAAGCCCCAUAGGAAUCGCUACCAGGAAAUAUUCAAAUAAAAAACGUCUCAUCAUCGACCUCUCAGCUCCUCACAACUGUACAAUUCCUAGCAUUAACAGCCUAAUUCCUAAGGAACCGUUUUCUUUAUUCUACGCUUCUGUCGACAAUGCAGCACAGAUGAUUAAAUUAGCAGGUGUCGGUGCAUGGCUAGGAAAGGCCGACAUUACCGAUGCUUUCAAAGUCCUUCCACUUCACCCCUCUCAAUGGCACCUUUUUUGUAUUAAAUGGAAGUCAAAGUUUUAUUAUUCCGUAAAAUUGACAUUCGGUUGCCGCAGUAGCCCCUCCAUUUUUAACACUCUCUCAGAAGCGCUAUGCUGGAUUCUUUACAACUCGUACAAACUCCCAUUUGUCCUCCAUCUGUUGGACGAUUUCCUGGUCAUAGACUUUCCCUCAUCACCACCAGCUCGCAACAUCACGGCACUUAGGAACCUCUUCAGCGAGUUAGGCGUUCCUCUCUCAGAGGAGAAAACAAUAGGCCCGUCCACCCGCCUGGAAUUUCUCGGCAUAACCCUCGACAGCUUACUCAUGCAAGCAUCUCUGCCACAGGACAAAUUGUCUCGUAUCAGAGCAGCUAUCAAAUACCGGUCGACUACUACCAUUAUCAGUAAAAGAGAUCUCUUAUCUCUACUAGGCCACCUCAAUUUCGCGAUGCGCAUAAUUCCACAUGGUCGUUCGUUCGUAUCUCGCUUAAUAGAAUUGGCUUAUUCUGUCGAGAAUCUAAAUGAUCCGGUGGUUGUAGAUGAAGGUUGUCAAUCAGAUCUGCGCUUCUGGUCCUUGUUAUGCGAAGAAUGGAAUGGUAUUUCAUUUUCUACAAUGACCAUGUGGAAUCUUCAGAUUCCAUCAAAUUCUUCACCGAUGCCGCCCCCUCUGUUGGUUUUGGGGGAUUCUAUGACAACAAAUGGUUCGCAGACGUCUGGCCAACUGAAAUCCAGCGCCUUAAUGACCAAUCCAAAUCCACAGCCCUUUAUGAGCUCUACCCCAUUGUCGUGGCGUGCAUCCUGUGGGGAAAUAGAGUUCAAAGCUAUGUGUCCCCAGGCCAAACCCUCCAGCAUUCCAUGCCCUUCAUUCAAGCAGACGAUCAUCAUUUGA